AUGACGAAAACAAGACUGUCCUCCGACACCGCCGUCGACGCCGAAAAACUAGGCAGUCUGCAGCAGGACAUCAAGAUCAGCGACGAGCAUAUUGAGAAUCCGCUCCUGAUCCCCGACUACCGUCCCGGCACGGACGAGGAGCGCAGACUGGUCUGGAAAAUCGAUCUCUGUCUGUUGCCCAUCAUCUUUGUCAUGUACUUUCUCAGUUAUAUGGACCGGAUCAACGUCGGGAAUGCAAAGGUCGCGGGCAUGGAGGAAUAUCUCAAUCUCUCUAGUGGACAAUACUCCAUCGUGCUCGUGAUCAUGAUUGUUUUCUACGUGUCCGCUGAGAUCCCUCUGAACAUGAUUCUCUCCCGCUCAAAGCCCUACAUCUUCAUGCCAAUCAUCAUGAUCCUCUGGGGCUGCGUCACCGCCGCCAUGACCCGAAUCGAGACCUACCACCAGCUCCUCGGCUGCCGCGUCGUCGUCGGCAUGUGCGAAGCCGGCUUCGCCCCCGGCGUACUCCUCAUGUUCUCCUCCUGGUACAAGCGCUCGGAGCAGUCCAUGCGCUUCGGCAUCUACAUCUCCGCCCCCGUCAUCUCCGGCGCGUUCGGCGGCCUGCUUUCCGGGGCAAUCAUGUCUGGUUUAGACGGCGCGCACGGGAUCGCGGGCUGGCGCUGGCUCUUCUUGAUCGAGGGCGUGCUCACAGUUGGAGUCGCUGCCCUCAGCGCCUUCAUCCUGCUCGGCUUCCCUGCGAAUUCGCGCUACCUCAGCGAGCGUGAGCGCGCGCUUGCCGUCACGCGGCUGCAGUACGACUCGAUCGUCAACAACAAGCCAAACGAGGCUCAGAUGACCCACUGGGAAGCCUUCAAGUUCGCCGCCACAAACUGGCGCGUCUGGCUCAUGACGCUCGGGUACUUCAUCAUCACCGGCACCUCGAGCAUGUCGUACUUCUACCCGACCCUCGUGCAGUCUCUCGGCUACACGGGUACAAAGAUCCAAUACAUGACCGUCCCGAUCUACGCCGUCGCGUUCGUGUUCAACCUCGCGACCUCGUUCAUCGGCGACCGCAAGCUGCGCCCGUACAGAGGCUACAUCAACAUGUUCUGGCUCAUCAUCCUCACCAUCUGCGCCGUCGUCGUCACUGCGUGCUACAACACUAAAGUCCGCUACACCUUCCUCGUCUUCAUGACCGCGGCCGUCUGGUCCUCCACCGCCGCAACCCUCGCCUACGGCUCCUCCACGUACGCCUACAUGGACCGCGAAGCCCGCGCCGUCGCGCUCGCGAUCCAAAACGGCGUCGGCACCGCCGCAACAAUCUACGGCGCUUUCCUCUUCCCGGCAAGCGACAAGCCAAAGUACACCAUGGGCUUCUCCGUCAUCUCGGCGCUGUCGUUCUUGGGAAUCUUUGUCUUCCUCGCGCUCCAGAUCCUGCUGCCGAGUGAAGCGUGGAGAUACACCGGCCAAUUCUCACGAUACAACAGACUAAAAGGCAUGUUCCCCGGCCUCGGUCUCGGCACCGGUCUCUUCAUCGCCUACUGCGCGUUCGAGCAGCUCGUCGGUUUCGGCGAUAGCCACCAUUAA
Molecule: messenger RNA, 1563 nt
Organism: Myxozyma melibiosi
Lineage: Eukaryota; Fungi; Ascomycota; Lipomycetes; Lipomycetales; Lipomycetaceae
Product: major facilitator superfamily domain-containing protein
Exons: 3
Coding region: 1-1563 (520 amino acids)
Biological process (GO): transmembrane transport; electron transport chain
Cellular component (GO): mitochondrion; membrane
Molecular function (GO): transmembrane transporter activity
Source: RefSeq, a predicted model, not a curated record